Molecule: messenger RNA, 696 nt
Organism: Dovyalis caffra
Lineage: Eukaryota; Viridiplantae; Streptophyta; Magnoliopsida; Malpighiales; Salicaceae
Source: the annotation of a GenBank genome assembly
AUGGCGCGAACUACAACUGCCACUCUUUCUUCUCCUUAUUGCAUCUUCCGCCGUUCAUCCUUUUUAUCUAAGCCGUCCAUUCUUCCAAUGCGCAUUUUACCCAAAACACCCUCGCGCCCCACUUUCCCGAGGAUUUAUGCUUUGACUAGUAAUGAUAUUAAAGUGGGCAUCAACCUUGAAGUUGAUGGUGCUCCUUGGCGAAUACUAGAGUUUCUACAUGUAAAACCUGGAAAAGGGGCAGCAUUUGUGAGGACCAAAAUGCGUAAUUAUAUUACAGGAAAUACCGUCGAGAAAACUUUUCGUGCUGGAAGUACGAUUGCUGAAGCAGAUGUAUUCAAGGAGACAAAGCAGUUUACAUACAAAGAUGGUGCUCAGUUUGUUUUUAUGGACUUGAGUACUUUCGAGGAAUACCGUCUCAGUGAGGCAGAUGUCGGAAAUAAGACAAAGUGGCUAAAAGAGGGAAUGGACUGCACUUUGCUAUUUUGGAAUGGAAAAGUUAUUGAUUUUGAACUUCCAACCACAGUACAACUGACUGUUGUUGAUGUUGAUCCUGGGCUCAAAGGUGACACUGCUCAAGGUGGAACGAAACCAGCAACUCUGGACACGGGUGCUGUAGUUAAUGUUCCAUUGUUUGUUAACAUCGGUGAAGAAAUAUUGGUAGACACAAGAAAUGGGCAGUACAUUAGCCGGGCAUGA